This is a messenger RNA of Dama dama (fallow deer), 2046 nucleotides long. It is a transcript of the gene KIF2B, whose product is annotated as kinesin family member 2B. Bases 1 to 2046 code for a protein of 681 amino acids. Gene Ontology annotation, biological process: microtubule-based movement. The record is from RefSeq and is a predicted model, not a curated record. Gene Ontology annotation, molecular function: ATP binding; microtubule motor activity; microtubule binding. NCBI's taxonomy places the organism in Eukaryota, Metazoa, Chordata, Mammalia, Artiodactyla, Cervidae. The transcript has a single exon.
AUGGCCAGCCAGUUAUUCCUCCCGGUCACCCCGCGCCUCUCGUCCUUGACGCCCGUGAAGCCGCACUUCGGACAACUCCAAGCGGGCAUCAGCGUGGCAAUCCAGCGCACCGACGGGAGAAUCCAUCUCGCAGUGGUCACAGAGGUCAAACGGAACAACGCUUGGGUCACGGUAGAGUGGGCCGAAAAAGGAGUCAAAAAAGGUAAAAAGGUUGCUCUAGAGACCAUAUUCCUGCUGAAUCCAGCUCUGACCUCGGCUGGGCCCUCCGCGCAGGGCAGGGCUUCGCGCUCCGGGUCUCUGGCGCCCCCUUCAGUCAUCGGGGACCAGCGCACAGCCGCGCGGUGGGCUAUGAGGAUCCCCCAGAGAAACGAAACGCCCUCGGGGGACAGCCUGGCCGUGAGAGUUCCCAGCAGCCCUUGCCUGAUGACGCAGCGGAAAUCUGCCUGCCUAAGAGAAAUUGAGAAACUGCAGAAGCAGCGCGAGAAGCGCAGACGGCUGCAACGCGAGAUUCUCGCCCAGCGCGCCCGGGACGCCAACACCGGAAAUGCCAACUAUGAGAUCCGGCGCCUGAUCGAGGAGUGCCGCAGGCGCUUGCGCGGCGGCCGGAUGGCCGGCCCCAAGCCGCGGGAUGGCCGCCGCAUCUGCGUCUGUGUGAGGAAGCGGCCUCUCAACCAGCAGGAGGCCACCCGGGAGGACCUAGAUAUCGUCACCAUCCCCUCGGACAACGUGGUCAUGGUGCACGAGUCCAAGCAGAAGGUGGACCUCACUCGCUACCUGGAGAACCAGACCUUUUGCUUCGACCACGCCUUCGAUGACACCGCCUCCAACGAGUUGGUUUAUCAGUUUACUGCCCAGCCUUUGGUUGAGUCCAUCUUCCGCCAUGGCAUGGCCACCUGCUUUGCCUAUGGACAGACAGGCAGCGGGAAAACGCACACUAUGGGAGGAGGCUUUUCGGCAAGGGACCAAGAGUGUUCUAAAGGCAUUUAUGCCAUGGUGGCGCAGGAUGUUUUCCUCUUACUCAAAACUUCCGCUUAUGAGAAGCUGGACCUCAAAGUCUAUGGGACGUUUUUUGAGAUUUAUGGGGGAAAGGUGUAUGACUUGUUGAACUGGAAGAAGAAGCUGCAAGUCCUUGAGGAUGGCAACCAACAAAUCCAGGUAGUCGGGCUGCAGGAGCAGGAGGUGUGGUGUGUGGAGGACAUGCUGAACCUCGUGGAACUAGGGAACAGCUGCCGGACUUCAGGACAGACAUCAGUCAAUGCCCACUCUUCCAGGAGUCACGCAGUGUUCCAGAUCAUUUUAAAGUCUCGAGGGAAACUGCAUGGCAAGUUUUCCCUUGUUGACUUAGCUGGGAAUGAGAGAGGAGCAGAUACUGCCAAGGCCAACCGGAAAAGACAGCUGGAAGGAGCAGAGAUUAAUAAGAGUCUCUUGGCACUCAAAGAAUGCAUCCGAGCUUUGGGUCAGAACAAGUCUCAUACCCCAUUCAGAGCCAGCAAGCUCACACAGGUGCUCCGGGACUCCUUUAUAGGCCAGAACUCCUCCACUUGCAUGAUUGCUACUAUCUCUCCAGGGAUGGCCUCUUGCGAAAAUACCCUCAACACUUUAAGAUAUGCAAAUAGAGUAAAAGAAAUAACUCUAAAUUUAAGGCCUUGCCAUCGUUGUUUUUAUCCUGCUGAACGUGAAAUGCCAAGGGUAUUGAAAAAUCACAUUAGAAAUUCAGAAAUGUCCGUUCAGGGGGAAGAAUUUAUUAGUAUACCUUGCCUACAGAGUGAGGAGGAGGAAGAGACUGAAGAAAUCAAAGUGCUAUCCUCUCAAUUAAUGGAUACAAUUUCCUGGAAGGAAUCAAGUCAAUGGCCAGAUAAUAAAAUCCAGGAGACAUCUGAUGGGGUAAACUGCAAUGUUGACUUUUGCAUUGCCCAGUUACUGUCCAUUUUGGAGAAGAAAAUAGAUAUUCUGACUGAGAUUCAAAGGAAACUGAAAUUAUUACAAGCUGACCUUCAAAAGAGCAGGCAUGGUGAAGUCAAUGGGGAGAGAUCAGAUCUGAAAUGA